Bipolaris sorokiniana ND90Pr is the source of this 1664-nucleotide messenger RNA. RefSeq lists its product as uncharacterized. The record is from RefSeq and is a predicted model, not a curated record. Bases 359 to 1594 code for a protein of 411 amino acids. The transcript has a single exon. NCBI's taxonomy places the organism in Eukaryota, Fungi, Ascomycota, Dothideomycetes, Pleosporales, Pleosporaceae.
CCUCUUUUGCCUACCCGAACAUUCACCACCCCAUUACCAAGCACUCCAGACGACCUCGUCUACACUCGCCCACACUUCAGGAUCCUGCCCUCUGGAUCCUUCCGGCAUACUCUAGCAUCUCCUCUAUUCCACACCCAAUGUGCAGCAGCCCGAGCCGGAUAUCCCCUCUCCUCCCCUCCGUCGCUGCAACUUCCUCCUCCGCCGCACUAUACCACCGCGCGCGAAGAACCUCGUUUGCUCUGCACAUUCCCAGGUGAAACAGGCACCGGCCUGAGCCCUCGCCCCCGCUCCCAAACUACCAUCCCACCCCCCGCCUCGCAGUCACGACUUCGACGCCAUCACCACAACCUCGAAAAAUAUGUACGCACCACAGUAUCCCACGCCUCCUCCGGGCUACAUGCCCUACGACUACCACCGCACCACGCCGCCCAUGUCCCCCGGCCCCGGUGCCAACUACUACUCUCCCCGCCACGCUCCUCAGAUGGCCACACCACGAGCAAGCCCAAAGGUCUCUGGCCACUCGCGCCGGGCAUCGCACGCCGUGCCAUCGACACAAUACCAGCAAUACACGGCCUCACCCCGAGGAGGAGGAGCUGUGCCCCACUAUGGCGCUGCCGAGUUUGCUGCCCCGCGCACCCACGCAACGCCGCGAGGCACCCCCGAAUAUGUAAGUUAUUUCGGUUACACUCUUCCAAGUCGGCAUCGCCGCGACUCAGACGUCCCGCCUCUCAAGCGCAGUCAUCGCGAGAGGAAGCGUCGUCCGUCGCAGUCGGCACGUCAGGUCCACACCAGAGUUGUCUACGACGACCGAGGCUACGGCUACGAAUGCGACUACGACGUCUACGAUUACCCACCGCCGCCGUACGAACAGUACGCGCGCCACGACAUGUACCGAGGGGAUGCUGAUCGCUAUUACUAUGAUCAGGUCCCAAUAUAUGAUCCAGAACCAAAGUCUAGCCGUCCCCGACGAGCCUCCGCAUCGACACGACAGCCAGCCGCCUCUCCCAAGAAGCCAGCCCCAACAAAGACUAGCCCCAAGGCUACCGAAGAAGACGCGCGCCGCGCUGGCAUUCCUGCCGGCUACUCAUACAAGAACUGGGACCCCACCGAAGAGCCCAUUAUGCUGCUAGGGUCCGUAUUCGACGCAAACUCGCUUGGCAAGUGGAUCUACGACUGGACCGUCUUCCACUACGGUCCUGCCACGCCUCUCGCCGAGAUGGCAGGUGAGCUGUGGCUCCUUCUCAUCCAGCUCGCUGGCAAAGUCAAGAGAGCCGACGAGACGAUGCCUAAGAUCCGCAAGAAGGAGAACCACGAAAUGGUCGAAGACUUCCUCGAGAGUGGCGAGCGCCUGUGGGUCCGCUUCGCUAAGCUUCUCAAAGUAUGCGAGGACUACAUGUGGAAGGCGGCCAAGAAAGAGAGUGGCAAGGAAAAGCCCGUGUCCAUGGGCAAGAACAGCGGCAAGGAGUUUGUCGAGUCCAUUUUUGGGCGCGACCGAGAGCUCGAGAAGACGGAGAAGCUCAUGACUGGAAUGCGUCUCUGGUCGAUGCGCUUCGACGCCAACUGCGAAGACAUCCUACGAUACCCAUCCGCCUAGGAUCGAUAACCUUUUUUCUUUACUCUAUACCUGGACGCUUUUGCGCUGGCGUUUUUCUGUCUUGGUAUAC